Molecule: messenger RNA, 594 nt
Organism: Helicoverpa zea (corn earworm)
Lineage: Eukaryota; Metazoa; Arthropoda; Insecta; Lepidoptera; Noctuidae
Exons: 3
Coding region: 1-498 (165 amino acids)
Source: RefSeq, a predicted model, not a curated record
AUGGGACUGCCAACGUAUCCCGAAUGCAGCAUGAAGAGAGAAACUGCUGAGCUCGUAUUUAGCAAGGAAAUCGCCGACGAGCUAGGCAGAGACUUUCGCGUCCUGCCUGUAUUCGAAAAAGGUUUAUUUGAUUACAAAUACAGACGGUUUUACUCUCUGAAUACCAACAAGCUGCUCGGCUGUCGCUGGUCGUCUUACGUCGACAAUUUCAGUUCGCGCGAACUUGCCCCGUUUCAGUUCAUCGAUAUAAGAGACUACCACUUUUUCAACUGCGUCAAUCGUCUUAAACCCUCGGAAACUAUUUACAAAAAGAAAGAUUUUCGUUAUAAACUGAAGCCGGGGCCCGGCGUGGACUAUGGUGGCCAAAUGCCGAUACCGCAGGACUUGCUCAUGAAGAGAGGGACAAUUAAAAUUAAAAAGCAACCAAGACAGUCUAAGAAAGAUGAGGAGUUGAAUGAGUCUAAAAGCGAAGUUGGAAAAACACAGGCAGAAAAAUAAAGGAACGUUUAAUACUAGCUGUCGACUGCCAUGCCGCGACUACAUGAAGUCGGCCGCAGCUGCAUUACAGGGCACGAUUCUGCUAAUUUUACUCAA